AAAGCAGCCUAGUUCAAGAUGACUGCCAUGACUUUGCCUUCACUGUCUUUUCUGUAGAAAUGGUUGUUGAGCCAUUGGACAGCUUCAAUUCCUGUUAGGUGGAACCCUUAUUCAUUUAACUAAGAGCGCCAGUAGUGCUGGCGAGCUGCUUGGCAGAUGGGAAAAUGUUUCAUUCUGGGUGGCUCUCUCGUCACUAUAUCCUAGUAGUUCAAAAUAAGUGCUUUGUUUGAAUUUACAAUUUUGUGGGUCAGAAAGAACUUGACUAGGAUUUUGUCAGGUAGCAUAUCUGUACCUAGAGCAUCUUAACUCAGGUCUUUGUAUAAAUGAUUGUUUUCCUGUGCUUCUAUGACCUCCUAUGAUCCUGUGAUUUCUUCAGUUUAGGCUUACAGUAUGUUUCAGAGUAGUCAGACUUCUCACAUGGUGGCCGAGCAAGCCUUCCGAACAGUAGGGACAUGUUGAGUUUCCUAAGGCUUGAAUUAGCAUGUAAUCACUUUUGUCAUAUCAGCUACCCAGGGCAGUCACAGAGUCAGAGAAUGAGAAGAGGAGACUCUUAGUGGGAACAACCACAGAACAAUUAAGCAGAAAGGGAAAACUGUUAUGAUGAAUGCUUAACUGACUUCAUCAACAGAUAAUUUACUCAUCUAAUGAAUGAUUCAAGAGAGGCUGAUUGCCAGCCUGGAAAAAGAAAAGGACAGAGUGUGCAGGUCCAACAAAAGCCCCUGGGUCUGUUUGACUUGUUCAAGUGUCCACUGUGGAAGGUAUGUGAAUGGCCAUGCAAAAAAACAUUAUGAAGAUGCACAGAUACCCUUACUCAACCAUAAGAGAUCAGAAAAACAGGAGAAAGCUCAGCAUACAGUGUGCAUGGAUUGCAGUAGCUACAGCACAUACUGUUACCGCUGUGAUGAUUUUGUGGUCAAUGACACCAAGCUGGGCCUGGUACAGAAAGUGAGAGAACACUUACAGAACUUGGAAAACUCAGCUUUUACAGCUGACAGGCACAGAAAAAGAAAAUUAUUGGAAAACUCAUCACUGAACAGCAAGUUAUUAAAAGUAAAUGGAAGUACGGCUGCCAUUUGUGCCACAGGCCUUCGGAAUUUGGGCAACACGUGCUUCAUGAAUGCUAUCCUUCAGUCACUCAGUAACAUCGAGCAGUUUUGCUGUUAUUUCAAAGAGCUGCCUGCUGUGGAGUUAAGGAAUGGGAAAACAGCAGGGAGGCGGACAUACCACACCAGGAGCCAAGGGGACAGCAACGUGUCUUUGGUAGAAGAGUUUAGAAAGACACUGUGUGCUUUAUGGCAAGGCAGCCAGACUGCAUUUAGUCCUGAGUCCUUGUUUUAUGUUGUUUGGAAGAUCAUGCCUAACUUUAGGGGUUAUCAGCAGCAGGACGCCCAUGAAUUCAUGCGCUACCUUUUGGAUCAUCUGCACUUGGAACUUCAGGGUGGCUUCAACGGUGUUUCCCGCUCAGCAAUUCUACAGGAGAAUUCUACUCUGUCUGCAAAUAACAAAUGCUGCAUAAAUGGAGCAUCAACUGUUGUCACAACAAUAUUUGGAGGAAUUCUCCAGAAUGAGGUCAACUGCCUCAUAUGUGGGACAGAGUCGAGGAAGUUUGAUCCAUUCCUAGAUCUCUCCUUAGAUAUUCCAAGUCAGUUCAGAAGCAAGCGCUCUAAGAAUCAGGAAAAUGGGCCUGUUUGCUCCUUACGAGAUUGUCUUCGCAGCUUCACUGACCUAGAGGAACUUGAUGAGACGGAGUUGUAUAUGUGCCAUAAGUGCAAAAAGAAACAAAAGUCCACAAAAAAGUUUUGGAUUCAAAAACUUCCCAAGGCGCUGUGCUUGCACCUGAAAAGGUUUCACUGGACAGCAUAUUUACGAAACAAAGUAGAUACAUACGUUCAGUUCCCACUGAGAGGCCUGGACAUGAAGUGCUACCUACUAGAGCCAGAGAACAGUGGCCCUGACAGUUGCCUGUAUGACCUCGCUGCCGUAGUUGUUCACCAUGGCUCUGGGGUUGGUUCUGGGCAUUACACAGCAUAUGCAGUUCACGAAGGCCGCUGGUUCCAUUUCAAUGACAGCACUGUGACAGUGACUGAUGAGGAGACCGUUGGGAAGGCGAAGGCCUACAUUCUGUUUUAUGUAGAGCGUCAGGCCAGAGCUGGAGCAGAUAAACUGUGAUACCUCCUGACCAUGAUUCAUCAACUAUACCGGACAACAUUUCCAUUCUCCAUAAAUACUUGAUCCAAGAUUUAAUUUCAGUAUGCACUUUUCAAUUUCCAGUUUGGGGUUUUAGUUUGGUCAGUGGUAGUGACUUACCCAAUAUGGGCACCAACUAAUUUUUGUUGUUGUUCUACCAGAAAACCUCAGCAGGCAUUUUGAUUGGCUGCUUUAGUUGUAAUAAUUCAAUUUUUAUAAGUAGUUUCCAGAACUUAGUUCUGUUUGACUUUUUAUAUUAAUGUUUUCAGUUCUCACGGAGGCACAUUUUAUUGCUCUGUACUCACAUGCUGAGAGCCACCCUGCCUGCUGUCUGCACAGCGGGCAGGUCAGCGACUCCAUCGUGAGGGUCGUGUGCGCAGGUCUGUGACCCGCCGGUUUCACAGCGACUGCUCAGGAAUCCCUUCUGACUGUAGGCCGUAGUAGCUGAAGGUCAGGAGACCAGGCCAUCACCACUGCCUGUGCCUCAGGGUUGCUGUUCUCAGCAUUAAAUAAAUUUGUCAGUUCCGUUGCGUCUGUGCUCAAGUUCCAGAAUCACUCUAUUUCUUGUUUCUGUUCUUCUGUUAAUUUUUUCUUGGGGGCAGGCAGGCAGGCUAGGAACUCUGACAAGUGCAAAUAUGUGUUUAAAAGCCCUGUGAUUCAGCUGCAUGACAGAGGUGUGUCCUGUGUGCGGAUUCUGUCUGACCAUCAGAGGUCAGGUCUCCUCCAGACUUGACUUCCAGGCAGAAGUGGAUCCUUGACGCUCUGGGUCUUAACCCACUCCCUGCCUAAAGCAGAACCAGGUAUAUUAAGUAUUUGUCUCUGAACAAGAAUAGUUUCUAUUAAACCCAGUAGCUUAAAAAAUACUGUUCACAAAAAUAGGGUAGAAGCACUAUUUGGAUUCAACCCAAAUUAAAAUUGGUUCAUUUAAAGAAGGCGGCAGCUAGUAGCAAGUGUGGAGGCCAGUGAUCGAGUUUGCAGGUUAUUUGUAACCUGCAAGUCAGAGUGUAGAACUCCAGCAUGGCCUGUACCAUAGUCACUUCCUUGAGGGACAAAAAUGCACUUCAUGCAGACUUUUUAGUAAUCUCAUUUUUUUCUAUUAAAAGUUAGUGUAGUAGCUUUCUUAGGUCACUCUGAGGUUGAUGAGGACACAUGGCCUAAUUCCAUUUUAAUAUUAACUAGAGAAAUCUUGCAUUCCCUCAGAGCAGAAAUUACACACUGGAUCAGCACCUUAUUAAAACACUAACUUGAAUCCAUACAAUGACCACAUGUGGUUAAGUUGAAAACUCAUUCAUUCCUCAGUCAUACUAGUUAGGUCAGGGAUGGACACAGGAAGGUCUAGUACAUUUCCAUAGGGCAUGAGGUCUCUCACACAACACUGGUCUAAGCCACCAUGUCUAAGCACUACAGCUUAUUUAGUGCAGGGAGAAAUUGAGGAACUGUGCUACGUUACAUGAGGUAGAGGCUUAUGCACUUCUAUUAGUCUACUGGUUUGACCCACAGAUCGAGGGUCGCAUGAUUUGCUCUAAUAUAUCGACCUUGACACCAUCACAGCUAAGCCUGAAUGUGAGUCUCAUCUAACUUUGCACACAGCUCCUGCUAAUCCAGGCUCCUCUGGCAUUUGUGUCUUGGCCUCUGAAUAGGCAGUUGUAAUGACUUACACAAUACUCAGACAGAGCUGACACUGUCACACCAGGUGGAACAGCAGCAGCUGACUGGGCUGCCAUGUUGGGGAGAGGUCAUUAGACAGGCAACACUCUUGACACAAAAGGGAAUGAAUGUCUCUGGGAAUUUUUGUAGCAGCUUUAUUGCUUGAUUUUACUUAGGCAACAGUGGCCGAGUGGCACCAUGAAGACUCUGAGGAAGUGACUGCCCAUUGGCUGUGCCCACAAACACCCACGAUGUCCAUGUACCUAUUUGUUUGUAAUCUGUGUAGCCUUACUGCACCUGUUACAAGCGUCUCUCUGUACUGUCUAGGGCUGGCUUUCCCCAUGUGUGCUAACUGGCAUGCAACUUCUUGCUCAGAGCUUAUGCUGAGGCAGGGCCUCAUGCAUGCCCUGUCCCAUCAGCCCCUGGCAACAGGAAACUCCAAGUCUUCCCACACAGGUGGGGAUAGAAACUGUGGCAACAUAAGUCUCUCUCCAUGGUGGAGAAUCCUAUGCUUAUCCACUGUAUUCUACUCAGUGUGUAGUGACAGAUGAUGUAAUUAAACCAGUCACAUGUGCUGGC
This is a messenger RNA of Rattus rattus (black rat), 4413 nucleotides long. RefSeq names its product ubiquitin specific peptidase 3 (gene Usp3). Gene Ontology annotation, cellular component: cytoplasm. NCBI's taxonomy places the organism in Eukaryota, Metazoa, Chordata, Mammalia, Rodentia, Muridae. The record is from RefSeq and is a predicted model, not a curated record. The transcript is spliced from 15 exons. Gene Ontology annotation, molecular function: zinc ion binding; cysteine-type deubiquitinase activity. Bases 649 to 2169 code for a protein of 506 amino acids. Gene Ontology annotation, biological process: protein deubiquitination.